Messenger RNA from Zea mays, 2821 nucleotides. RefSeq lists its product as uncharacterized. The record is from RefSeq and is marked validated. NCBI's taxonomy places the organism in Eukaryota, Viridiplantae, Streptophyta, Magnoliopsida, Poales, Poaceae.
GGGGGGACUCAAAAGGCAAAGGACAAAGGCAAGGCUGCAGGCUUUGCUUUGAUUCUACCCUGACCCCCAGCAAAACAUUAGGCCCUUCAAAAGCACAUCAGAACCUGCUGCAGCAACAAGAAACUGUGAAGAAAGCACACAGCCUGUCCACAGCAUAUUAUUGUGCAGACUGCAGCGCAGAGAGAGGUGGCUUUGCACUUGGCUAGUUGCAUGCACCACUCCAUGACCAUGAGAAGCUCAUAGGACUAGGAGGCUGGUGGCGGUAGUGCAAAAAAGAAACUGGAGGUAGUAUAGGAUUAUGAGCAGGCCAGCUUGGUCUGCGAGGGAGGCAUUGGCGGCCUCAGCCGUGGCCGCCGUCCUGCUUGGAGGCCUUGUGCUGAUGUCUUUGGUGGUGGGGAGGGACGCGAGGACGCCAUCGCCAGCUAGCGCGGCUGCGCCUGCGGUGGGUGGUAGAAGGAUGGUGAUCGGAGCCAGUGGAAGGUUGGCUGGUCAGAGGAGGGCAGCGGAGGAGCUGAAGGGUGGUGAUGAUCCUUUGAGCAGCAGCAAGAGGAGGGUGCCCAAUGGACCGGAUCCAAUCCACAACAGGGGAGCUGGAGAGUCUGGAAGCUCACCAGGCCGAGCGUAGGCAGCAGCGGUGCACGCCGGCCGCCCCCCAAAGAAUGGAAGUUUCCCAAACACUUGGCGCUGGAUCCCUCUUCUCAUCUGUGGUGGUGGUGGCCUGGUGUGUGUGUGUGUGUGGGGGGGGGGGGGGGGGGGGGGGGGGGGGGGGGCGGGUCUGGCGCCGGGACGUCACGUUCUAAGCACUGCUAUUUGUGAUGGUUUCGGCACGAAUUAAAGACACUGGCUUUUCCGAAAACAAAAGGCCACGUACUCUACUGAUGACGGCACAAACGAAAGACAGCACUGUCAAGCUUCCCUCUCACGAAAGACGUACGCCGGAUUAAAGUUUGAGCAGAGAGAGAGAGAUGUGCAAGAGCUCCUUUGUUAAUUUCACUGGUUGCUUUGCUUUGCACAUGUGUGUAGUAUUUAUUCUUCUUCUUCUUUGUUUUUCAUGUUUGUUUCCUUGUUGUAUUGAUUGGAAGAGGAUGUUGCAAGUUUGCGAUAUACUAGAGGAACACGUAAAGAGAUAAGAUGGCAAUAUAAUUCCCAGAGGCUUUGUUUGUGAUCUGUCCGGCCUGUGAUGAGAUGUGAAAUCUGUUUGCGAUGUAUGGCCCUGGGACUAGCUCCUUUUGGAACGAAGGAUUUUAAUUCCUGUUUCCUGCGUUUUUUUCUAUGGAAAUAAACUAAUUCAUGUGAAAUUUCUAUAUGAUUUCUAUGUUAAGGCUUUUGAUUUCCUGUGCUUUUGAUUUGCCUAUCUGUUAGCAUAUUCAUGCAAAUAACCACAUCGUUUUUGCAUAUGUUAAGGCUGUAGUAGAAUGUGUACACAAUACUACCAUAUUUGCGCUGCAGAAGAAGAGCAGGUUGAUAUAGUGGAAGUGGUCAUACGUUCUCGCAUACCAGCAGCAACAUAUCCACUCGUGCUGGUCAACACUUGCAACAACAGUAGUAGCAUCUUCAUGGUAUCCACACGUGUGAGAAUGAAACACACAACAUCGCUAUACUAGCACGUGCGCGCAACGAGAGAUAUACACACAACAUCGCUAUGCUAGCACGUGCGCGCAGCGAGAGAUAUGGCGUCUCCGUCUUGGACGCUCGCAACACUAGGAAGAGAGGUGGCGACUGUGGCUUGGAUCAGAUGUAUCUUUCUCUCUUUAGCAUAUGCCUACUCCUCCAUAUAUACAUAUAUAUAUAUAAACACCUGCUAAUGAGUUUUUACCCUAAACGAUCAUUAGUGUUCUCAUGUAUUACAGUUGUAUAUAUUCAACAAUCUCUCAUUUGUACCAGAUUCAAUCAUCUAUGUGUGUUCCAACCCCGUAAGUGUUUAAGCCGUUAGGUUCAUGUGUAGUCGAUCAUGAUCGAAAACUAAUAGGGGCCGUUAGGUUCAUGUGUAGUCGAUCAUGAUCGAAAACUAAUAGGGGCGCCUAACAACAUAAUUUGAAUCUUUUGUACACAUAAAGAUCACAUCAACUGAAUCUUCAUAUAUAUAUAUAAUGUAUAUGGAUCCCUGGGCUUUCAAUAGCUGGGUGAAAGCCCUGACCCGAUGUUGUCAACAGGUUCAGUCGCACCAGGUCUGAAGCGUCUAUAAAAGGAGCUCCAGAUCGCUAGAGUUCAGUUUUAGCGACGCUGACAGUUACGCCCCCACCCUGAGAAGCGCACGCGGCGGCGGAUCCUGGAGCAAGCGCGCGACGGCGGAUCCCUGAGGCCAGCGCGCAGCGAUGGCCCCCUUGAGGCGCGCACGACGGCGAGGUGGGAGCGGUUGCGGCAUCGGAUCCUGAGGGCACGCACACGGUGGCGGCCCCAUGAGGUGCGCACGACGGCGAGGUGGCAGCGGUCGCGGCGGCAGAUCCCGCAGGGCAUGAGCGCGACAGCGUCCCCUGAGGUGCACACAACAGCGACCCCUUGAGGUGCACAUGGUGGUGAGGUGGGAGCGGCUAUGGUGUCGCGACGGUGGAUCUCGGGGGCACGUGAGCAACGACGACACCCCUAAGGUGUGCAUGACGGCGAGGUGGGAGCGGAUGGUGCGACUGAUCUCGGGAUGCACGCGCCCGAGGGUCGACUCCUGAGCGCGUACGACUGUGAUGCCAUCCAAGGUGGGAGCGGCGAUGGCGGACUUUCCUAGGCGCGAGCGAUGACGACAGCCUCCCCUAGUCACAAAGUGGUGGCGCAUCCCAGAUGCGAGGCGGCGGUUCCACAGGGGGACAAUCCUAUUUUUAUGCUAUUU